AUGUGUAGCUUGAAUUACAUCUUUGAAUUUUCUGACAUCUUUGAUGGUUUUAAAACCUUACUUAAGAUUAAUAAAUAGAGUAUAUUAUAUUAUAAAAUCAUAGCCUCCAUUACUUGUUUUAGUAAUUAUGAUUUAUGGCAUUAAAGAAGUUUACGAAUAUUAAAUGAAUUAAAAAAUGAAGAGUGUAAACCAGCCCGUACUUUGGCUAUGAUUAAUGGAUUAAGAAUGGGGCUCAUUUUUAAAAGAUUCAUUUGA
Paramecium sonneborni is the source of this 255-nucleotide messenger RNA. Lineage: Eukaryota; Ciliophora; Oligohymenophorea; Peniculida; Parameciidae. The record is from the annotation of a GenBank genome assembly.